AUGAAGGAGCUCAAUAGCGAAUUACUAGCCUCAACUGAACCUGCUUCUGACGUGCCCUACAUCCGGCUGCAUGUCACGCCAUUAGACGUCGACCUCCUCAAAGUCGUCCUUUCGUCGGCGCUACUCCCCAAGGCGCGCAACAUAUCGUACCAUACAAUCGAGACAUUUCCUGAAAAGCGCUACGGCUUCCUCGAACUGCCGGAUGAGGACGCGACGAAACUCCGAAAGAAGCUCAACGGAUCGGUGCUGAAAGGCGUCAAGAUACGCAUCGAGCCAGCACGACCGUCGGCCAUUCUCAGCCCGCUAGGCGAAGCGGCAAUGGCGAAGGAGAAGGCUUCCGAAAAGGACACCGAUGGCGUCCGGCCGCAGAAGGAUCGGAAGAAGAAGAGGAAACGGGAUGCCGACGAGCUGAGCGGCAUUGUUUUGGAAGGGGGCAGGAAAAUCAAGCGGGGCUGGACCAGCCCUGAUGAGCCUAAGGAGAAACGGUCAAAGAAAGACAAGGGCAGCAAGGAAAAGAAGGAGAGGAAGAAGCAACAAAAGUCCAAGUAUACCAGUCACCCCGAGUGUCUCGUCAAAACUGUUUUGCCGGCAAAUGUCGCAGCAUCGGUCGAUUCUCAGAGUCCCAGUCCGUCAAAGAGCAAGAAAAAGGGCAAGUCUCGUGAGGUCAUCGUGCACGAGUUUGAGAAGACCACGAAAUUUCCGACAUUUCUCAAAACGGCGGCAUCAAUCGGCCGCUCCGGGCCAGAUCUGCAUUUCGUUGAUGGGAAGGGUUGGGUUGACGAAGAGGGAAACGUUGUCGAAGCUGUGAAGACCAGGCGGCCUCAGACGUCUUACCAAUUGCCUUCGGACCGGUCAGAAGCGCGGCAUCAAGAGCCUGUCCAGGAUGCGGUGGAUACGAACAGCGCCCCCGAUGACGCAUCUGACGGAUCAUCGGAGGCGGAAAGCCCAGGCGUCACCAGUAACGACGGCCAUGCCUCCACGGCGGCGGAAAAAGAGCCUUCUUCAUCGCCCGCCUCGGUCAAAUCUGACAGUGCACAGCCAAAAUCCCCUGGUUCAGCGAGGAAUCUAUCUAUCAAGAUCCCGCCCGUUACCCCAAAGGAGCCUAAGGUAGUACACCCCCUGGAAGCCCUAUACAAACGCCCAAAGCAGCCCGAUGGCGGUGUUGCGGAGGCAGCGGCAGAUGGGCAAGGCUUCAGCUUUUUCGCGAAUGGCGAUGAGGGAAGCGGGGGUGAAAAUGAGGACGGCGAAGACACUGGCAAUGUUUUGGGUAUUCAGCUACCCAUGACGCCGUUCACUCGCCAGGACUUUGAGCUACGCGGGAUCAGAAGUGCUGCGCCCACUCCAGACACGGCCCACCCCAGCCGCAGGUUCAAGCCGUGGGAGCAGGAGGAUGGCGACGUCCGGCAAGAAGAUGAAAACGCCGCUUCUGGUGAUGACGAGGACGAAGAGCCGGAACCCUCCGGAAACCUGGCUGGUCAUGCUGCCGAAAGCGAUGACAAGCCCACGAGUGAUUUUCAGAAAUGGUUCUGGGAAAACCGUGGCGACCUAAAUCGAUCCUGGAAGAAGAGGAGGAAGUUGGCCGGUAAGGAAAAGAGGUACAGAGAGAAUAAGGCUCGUAUGGCACGGGCUAUCUAG
Canariomyces notabilis is the source of this 1635-nucleotide messenger RNA. RefSeq lists its product as uncharacterized. The transcript has a single exon. Bases 1 to 1635 code for a protein of 544 amino acids. Lineage: Eukaryota; Fungi; Ascomycota; Sordariomycetes; Sordariales; Chaetomiaceae. The record is from RefSeq and is a predicted model, not a curated record.